AUGUCACUAAUCAAAGAUACAGAUGAGAAACUACAAGUCACUUUCAAAGACAUAUACGACGACAACGAGGACAGCAAAUUCUUCAAAGGCGAUCUGCGAUUUGUUCCCUCGGGCGAUAGGGAACUGUCCUCCUGGUUAACCAUAGUCACACACCUAGACGAGCACCAAUAUCACGGCACGAUCUACACCGACGUGGUGUAUAUAGCCGAUCCGAGCAUGCGGCUGACUAUAAGGAUAAAAGCGAUGGUGACAGGGCUUAACUUCGGAUCGUGCAGCGCCGAAUACACGGGAGGUGAACAAGAAACUCUGCACCUCGGACAUGGUGGAUCUGUCGACGAAACCAGCUAUGCAAUACAGCACCAACGCCUGAAUGACAUACGCAAGGCAUGUUCGAGCUUGGCACGCGGAUCGUCGACUUCACCACACAAGUAUCCUGCGUUAAGCAGCUCCUGGGGAAAGAUGAUUCUUGUGCUUUCCCGCCGAGCCAACAAGUCCAGAAAGCCUGUCAGGGUGGAGAUUCUGACCGGCGACACGCUGGUUGAAGCAGACACAGAUGCCAUCGAGAUCGGAGAUAUUGUGGACGUACCGGUUUGGAUGGAUGUGUGGAACGGCCCCGCCGACUUGAAUGUUGAUCCUUGGACGCUCACAAGCUUCGACAGGUUGGUCAUAGUGGAAAAGAAGACGAAGACGGGGGGUGGCAAGGAGUUGAUUGGCACGUAA
This is a messenger RNA of Stereum hirsutum FP-91666 SS1, 720 nucleotides long. RefSeq lists its product as uncharacterized. Lineage: Eukaryota; Fungi; Basidiomycota; Agaricomycetes; Russulales; Stereaceae. The transcript has 5 exons. The record is from RefSeq and is a predicted model, not a curated record. The coding region runs from base 1 to 720 and encodes 239 amino acids.